This is a messenger RNA of Syngnathus acus (greater pipefish), 2602 nucleotides long. RefSeq names its product relaxin-3 receptor 1-like. The record is from RefSeq and is a predicted model, not a curated record. Bases 114 to 1322 code for a protein of 402 amino acids. The transcript has 2 exons. NCBI's taxonomy places the organism in Eukaryota, Metazoa, Chordata, Actinopteri, Syngnathiformes, Syngnathidae. Gene Ontology annotation, molecular function: G protein-coupled receptor activity. Gene Ontology annotation, cellular component: membrane. Gene Ontology annotation, biological process: immune response; G protein-coupled receptor signaling pathway.
GUUGGGAGCUGCAGCACAACACUUGUUGAGGGGGAAAGAAAAGAAAAGGGAAAAAAAAAAAAAUCUGGAUCAUUCGCGACUCAUCUCGCAGGUGGACGCCCGGAAUCGGGAACAUGUCCGACAGCGACAGCAAGAGGAUGGAGUUUUUCCGAAACUUCCUGAACGGCUGCGGUGCGUCGUGCAACUCCUCGCGCUUGCUGCCGCAUAACGACAGCUCCUACAGCGGCGGGCUGGAGCUGGCCGGGGACGGCUCACCGUGGUUGCGGACCCUCAUCUCGGGGGUCUACUUUGCGGUGGCCACGGCCGGCGUGGUGGGCAACCUGCUGGUGUUGUUCCUCCUCUACUCCACGCGCACCAUCACCACGGGCACCAUCAACUUUUUUGUCUUCAACCUGGCUCUGGCGCACCUCUUGUUCUCCCUGGCGUUGCCCUUCUGGGCAAUGGACGUGGCGCUGGACUACAGCUGGCCCUUCGGCGUGGCGAUGUGCAAAGCCGUGUCCCUGCUCACGGGCCUCAACGUGUUUGCCAGCUGUUUCUUCCUCACCGCCAUGAGCUUGAUGCGCUACUGCUACGUGGCCGCUGCGCUCAAGCCCAGGGCCUCGGUGUGCGGCGAGCGCUGCACCUCCCCGGCGGUCACGGUUCUCAUCUGGGCGGCGGCCCUGGUGGCGGCCACGCCCCGGGCCGUGUUCGCCGACCUGCGCCGCGUGGGAAGCGGCAACGACACGGCGUGCCUUCUCCUCUUCCCGGACGGCACCGCCUGGUUGGGGAUAAACCAGCUCCUUCGUGUGGUUCUUGGGUUCCUGCUCCCGUACGCCACCAUCAUCCUGUCGUACCUGCUCCUGCUGCGCUUCCUCUGCCGCCACAAGCUGAAGGGCGGCAACUGCCGGCGGAAGGCUGACAUCUCCAAGUCGGUGGCGGUGGUGGUGCUGUCCUUCUGCGCCUGCUGGUUCCCGUACAACGUCCUGACGCUGUGGAGCGUCCUGAUCCAGCUAGAUGUGGUCGACAUCAGCCCCUCCUUCUACGGGGCGCAGACCUACUUCUUCCCGCUGGCUAACUGUUUGGCCUUCACCAGUAGCUGCUUCAACCCGGUCAUCUACUGCCUGGUGCGCAAGGAGUACCGAGCGGCCCUGCAUAACGUCUUCUUCAAGUUGAGCCUGGCCGUCAUGUCCAAGAUGCCUUACGCCGUCAACGCCGACGAGGGCUCGCAGCAAGCGGCCCAGAUGGCCAUCCCCUUGAGCGACGUGCCCAGUCAGACAAGCCAAUCGGACUCCAGGCGAUACGCGGCCCUCUCGACGCUCCCGACGGUGGUCUCCACUUUGUAAUCGUACAAUUGGAGACCUUCAAGCGGAGCCUUCAAAUUCAAAUCAAAUUCCCCCGAUUGAGAGCAAAUCUGCAGCACGUGAACUAGAGCUUGCGACAGGUCAGCCUUGCAGUUCUGAGGCUCUUGGUUCUGAUUCAGCUCGGGCCCUGUACAACAUUAUCCACAAGUUGCGCCCGCCCGAUGCCUCAUCCGCCAAAACUGCAACAAGCGGCGCAGAUGGCCAUCCCCUUGAGCGACAUGCCCAGGCAGCCAAACGAGCCAACGGGGCCACACGCGACACCCCCGACUGAGCUCUCCACUUUGGAGAGCUACAAUUUCACAUCUUCAUUUCCCUAUUGGCAUCAAGGAUAUGUGCAAUCUUAUCCCAACCAGCCACAACUAAACUCUGCGUAAAUCUUCCAUUUGAGCCUGGCCAAGCUGUUAAAACCACAAUCCGGACCAGGAAGGAAACAUCAACAACCUGCAAGAUAGUGGCCCUCCAAGACCUCCACUUUGACACCUUGACAACAAUUGCUACUCGUGCAUUUUGGGAUUUUAGCACACUUUCUCUGUUCCUUGCUCCUAUUAAGAUUCAAGUUCUGAGUGUACAGUCAUAUAUUAAAGCAGGGUUUAGAUGCAAAGCCUUUUGUACUCUCAAAUGCCACAUGGUGGUAGUGUUGUUCCUUUCCCUUUCCUCUUCUGGGCAUCUACACGCCAUACUUACAUUGAUAGCAAUGGAUAUGAAUAAAUAUUGACACUAAAAAUAAAGGAAAAAAUACUCACCCUUUGUCCACACUUGGCCAUUUAAUAACUGCACGGGCUGUGUUUAACGUCAGUCACUGUAAAGCGGUAAACAGUACAAAUGAUUAAAUACAUAGGAGACACUUUGUCAUUCUCAUAUUAAUGAUCAAAAAUUAACAUGAAAUAUUGUAAGGUUAAACAACUCACCCUUUGAUGACACCUAUAAGAAGCAGGAACAGGAAGGUGCCAAACAAACGUUUACAUCUUUGAAUGUAUUACUUUAUUUAAUUCACUCGGAGAUCGGGGUGGGGGAUUACUUUGAAAAAUGAAUACAUUCCUUUAGGUUUCAAAGAUAAAUGGUCAAUCCACGUACACCGAUUAUCAUAAUUACAAGUGCAAUCGUACCUACGAUAAUGACCUUUAUAAACUUAAAAAACCAAAAAUCCUACUUUUAACAUCCACCGCACAACAUCGGGAUAGAAUAUGGCUUUUAUCUAUGGGGCAUGGCUUGUUUCAAAGCAAAUGUCAAGUCAAUGAAGAAGUCACAUCCAGGAGGCCGGG